Molecule: messenger RNA, 585 nt
Organism: Cooperia oncophora
Lineage: Eukaryota; Metazoa; Nematoda; Chromadorea; Rhabditida; Trichostrongylidae
Source: the annotation of a GenBank genome assembly
AUGCCAUCUUUAGUAGCAUUCGGGCGCAAGUGGAAUAUUGCCAGUGACGAUUUUGUUUUUCCUGAAUUAACUGAGGCUCUUGUACGACUAUCAUGGAUGGCAUUCGCGUUUGCCGUUUUCAUCCUCCAUUUUCCCUUAUCGUGUACAGGAAAGGAUAUGACAUUACCAUUACUGACCCUGUUAUUCAUCAACGGUGUGACAGUUGCGCUAGCGCUCUCGAUGGCAGGAAUCUCGGCAAGAGGUUCGAUUAUGCAUCCGUAUCCUAGACGUCAUGUAGCAACUCUUUUAUACAUACGAUUACCGAUAUUUAUUAUUGAAAUUGUACUAACUGCUUUUUCAACAAUAAACGCUUUUCGACCGGAUCAUCCUGACUCUGCAUGUCACUUUUCGAAUAUCCUAAAAGUAACGGUAGCCUUGGAAUGGUUGCUGAUUGUGAGCGUCUUUGUCGGAGUUCUUGUCGUAUUUAAUACAGUCGAUGACGAUAGCCUGGAAGACACUUCUGCCAUCGCACGGAGAACGUGGUCAAGAAGAUUUAAGAUCGUGAGUUCGUUCUCUUGCAUAGAGUCCUAUGGGCUCUUUUUUUGA